Molecule: messenger RNA, 1515 nt
Organism: Saitoella complicata NRRL Y-17804
Lineage: Eukaryota; Fungi; Ascomycota; Saitoellomycetes; Saitoellales; Saitoellaceae
Product: guanosine-diphosphatase
Exons: 1
Coding region: 1-1515 (504 amino acids)
Biological process (GO): protein N-linked glycosylation; nucleoside diphosphate catabolic process
Cellular component (GO): membrane; Golgi apparatus
Molecular function (GO): GDP phosphatase activity; UDP phosphatase activity
Source: RefSeq, a predicted model, not a curated record
AUGCCUGAAGUUACUGUUGAGGCACCGAAGAAGGUGGAGGAGGUCGUCCCCGUCCCCGUCGUCGCGCCAGCUACCCCCGAAAAACCCGCCGCACCCAUCUCUGCAACCGAACCCCCCAAGCCCAUCACCGACUCCAAACCCGCUGCCCCAAAAAUCGCUUCUUCUGGCUCCAAAGCCACCUCCGACAAAUGCACCGUCUCCCACGACGGCAAAAAACCUAUCAUCCAAUACGCCCUCAUGAUCGACGCCGGCUCAACCGGCUCCCGCAUCCACGUCUACCGCUUCAACAACUGCGGCCCAACCCCCGUCCUCGAACACGAAGACUUCAAAAUGAUCAACCCUGGCCUUUCCGCUUUCGGUAAGGGGGCUAGUGUUGAUGCAGAAGGUGCAGCGAGGAGUUUGGAUCCGUUGUUGGAGGUUGCGAUGGAGAGUGUGCCGGAGGAGUUGAGGGGGUGUACGCCUGUUGCUGUUAAGGCUACGGCUGGGUUGAGGUUGUUGGGGGAGGAGAAGAGUGGGGUUAUUCUUGAUGCUGUGAGGAAGCAUUUGGAGACGAAGUAUCCUUUCCCGAUCCUCGCGAAAGAUGGGAUCGUUAUCAUGGAUGGAUCGGAUGAGGGUGUUUAUGCUUGGAUCACCACCAACUACUUGCUUGGAAAGAUUGGAUCGAAGGAGGAGAGCCCUACUGCUGCGAUCUUUGAUUUGGGGGGUGGGAGUACGCAGAUUGUGUUUGAGCCCACUUUCUCUUCUGUCGAUGGUGGCAUGCCCGAAAAAUUGCAGGAGGGUGAUCAUAAAUACGAACUCACAUUCGGUGGCCGCAAGUUUGAGCUCUACCAGCACUCGCACUUGGGAUACGGCUUGAUGGAGGCUCGGGAUGCGAUCCAUCGUCUCGUGGUCAAAGCAUUCAAGGAAAAACACGCUCAAGAGGAAAACUGGGCUAGCUUGCCCAUCAUCAACCCUUGCCUCGCACCCAAAACCUCAAAAGAAAUCAACCUCGACAUCGACCGCUCCGGAACGGUGACAACCCUCAAAAUGAUCGGUCCAGACGAGGAUUCGGCAUCUCAGUGUCGUUACCUCGCCGAACAAAUCCUCAAUAAGAGCGCGGACUGCACGCUUGCCCCGUGCUCAUUUAAUGGAAUCCAUCAACCAUCGUUGGCAAAGACUUUCGCAAACGAAGACGUAUUCAUCUUUUCCUACUUUUACGACCGUACCGCACCACUCGGGAUGCCCUCCUCCUUCACCCUCUCCGAACUCCGCGCGCUCACGAAAAAAGUCUGCGGUGGUACCGCUCACUACUCCUCCUUCGAAUCCAUCCCGGGCGCGUUGGAGGAGUUGGCGGAUCGACCAGAGUGGUGUCUUGAUUUGAGUUUCGUGGAGGCGUUGUUAGAGAUUGGGUAUGAGAUGCCGUUGGAGAGGGAGGUUAGGAUCGCGAAGAAGAUUGGGGGGAAUGAGUUGGGGUGGUGUCUUGGGGCGAGCUUGCCGAUGCUUGAGGGGGGGUGGGAGUGUAAGAAGAUUCAGUAG